Molecule: messenger RNA, 1885 nt
Organism: Poecilia latipinna (sailfin molly)
Lineage: Eukaryota; Metazoa; Chordata; Actinopteri; Cyprinodontiformes; Poeciliidae
Gene: gprc5ba
Product: G protein-coupled receptor, class C, group 5, member Ba
Exons: 4
Coding region: 633-1850 (405 amino acids)
Biological process (GO): G protein-coupled receptor signaling pathway
Cellular component (GO): signaling receptor complex; intracellular membrane-bounded organelle; extracellular exosome
Molecular function (GO): protein kinase binding; G protein-coupled receptor activity; protein kinase activator activity
Source: RefSeq, a predicted model, not a curated record
GCGGUUUAACAGGGAAAAGACAGAGAGAAGUCCGCGCUGAGGGUGUGGAGAGAUGUCACUUUCCGUGCUUGUGUGCGCGCCUGGCUGCGUAGCGGGAUUACCAUUACGCACGUUAUGCGGAGCGCUGUUUUGGUGAUGCGUUCAGUCGGGAGAGGUGCAGCGGGGAACUGCGAGCGUCAAACCGGAGACUCAGAGACAGAAUCAGCAAAAUAACCGGAGAGAGAAGGAGGAGGGGCACGGUUUGUUAUGGGGGGGAUUUUCACUCGUUUACAAUCUCUCUAUCCUGGAGAAGAUGCGCACCGUUAAACAAAGGAUUUAGGUUUUUUUUCUUCUUCUUCUUCUUCUUCUUCUUUGUAAGGAUACGGGACCUGUCUUGUAUUUUGACCCUGACACCCUCUCCGGUUCGGACUUGCAUCAAUGCUUGUUUUGGCUCCGAGGACCGCGGACACUGGCUGAAUCUCCGGGCACUCGUCUGCUUCGGAGUCCAUGUGGAGCGGGAGAGGAGCAUCAAACCCAGCGAACUGAGCUCAGUCCGAAAUGUGACAUUUUUAAAACAAUAUUCAGCAUCCCAUCAAACCUGGCGACGGUGAAUCCCUCUCUAUACUAGAUCACAUCUGUUUACAUCGAUCAAGAUGGCGUUCCCACCUGUGUUCCUCCUGCUGCUGGCUGUUACUCAUCAUGCCCACGGUCAGGAUCCGGACGACUCCGAGGCUCUCCCAAGAGGCUGCGGCUGGGGUCUCGGGCGACCCUACACUCUCCUGUGCGACCUGGAAUCCAUCUGGGGCGUAGCUGUCGAAUCUGUGGCUGCCGGUGGGACGUUGGCAGCCAUCCUACUCGCUCUGGUCCUGCUGUGUCGUCUGCGCCACAUCAGCGAAGCAGAGAAGCGCUGUGGCGUAGGGCCCAUUCUCCUCCUGCUCCUGGGGAUAUUUGGCUUGUUCAGCCUCAGUUUUGCCUACCUGGUCGAGCAGGAUGAGUCUCUCUGUCUGAUCCGUAGGGCUUUGUGGGGUCUCCUUUUUGCCGUCUGCUUCUCCUGCCUGUUGGUUCAGGGGGUUCGUCUGCGCAGGCUCGGCCGAGAACGCCGAAGCCCCGGCGGAUGUGCUCUAACGGGUCUGGCGUUAGGUCUGAGUGCCGUGCAGGGCAUCAUUGCCGCUGAGUGGCUACUUCUGACCGUGCUGAGGGAAGGUAGAGCAGCCUGUCAGUACAUGCCUUUGGACUUCUCAUUAGCCUGCAGCUACGUGCUAGCCCUGCUUCUCGCUGCCCUUACUGCCGCCUCCUUGGCUCUGUGUGGAAAAACACGUCAGUGGCGCUGCAAUGCUGUCUGGCUGCUGGUGACAUGCCUGCUGUCAUUGCUGCUGUGGGUGGCCUGGGUGGGCUUCUACCUGUAUGGUAACGACUGGCUCGGCAGGUCCCCAGAGUGGAACAACCCCGCACUGGCGAUAGCCUUGGUGACUCAGGGCUGGCUCCUGCUGAUCUUCCACGCUAUUCCCGAAUCCCACAUCUGCUUGAGACCCCCACCGCAACCCACCGCCCCAGACUACUUUGACACUUCCCAGAACUCAACACGUAUGAGGGAGACGAGCUUUGAUGAAGACAUCCCUCUGUCUCACCGGCAGUUUGUGGAUAACCAGAGCUACGGAUACAGCGACGAGAACACAGCAGGCUUGAGGAGCGGUGGCGGUGCCGGCCAACACAACAGUAACACGGGUGUCAGGCCCAGUGCUCCCUUCCGCAGUAACGUCUACCAGCCCACAGAGAUGACCAUGAUCCUGAACGGGGGAGCGGUGAGUACAUCUUCCCAGUCACAGGUGCCCUCUGCCCCUCCCACCUACACUGGCAGGCAGCUGUGGUGAACGAGAGGAAAGACGACGUUUGGUGGAAAAUGGCG